Sabethes cyaneus is the source of this 587-nucleotide messenger RNA. Its product is annotated as protein LTO1 homolog. Lineage: Eukaryota; Metazoa; Arthropoda; Insecta; Diptera; Culicidae. The record is from RefSeq and is a predicted model, not a curated record. The transcript is spliced from 2 exons. Bases 63 to 494 code for a protein of 143 amino acids.
AUCUGGUUUAUUUUAGAUCAACUAUCAACAACAAUAUUGUCUGAUAAUUUCACUUGUUUAUUAUGACUGAUGAAUGUAAAGGUGCAGAAGCAUCCGCUGAAGUUGACAUAAACGAUGUGUUUGAAGACCUACUGUUAAGUGAAGAACGCGUGGCUGAGCAAAGUUUCAAAGAAGGAGUGGAAGUUGGUUCUGCGGAAGGAAACGUAGAAGCCUAUCACUUCGGGUACCAUCGAGGAGCAGAGGUCGGCGCAGAGCUGGGAUUUUACUACGGUGUUAUUUGCGGUCAAGAGGACGAUUCCAGAGAGGUGAGUGCCAAAGCAAGUGCCCUCUUGAAAGAGUUGAAAACCGAGAUCGAUCAGUUUCCUACGUUUAACGAUUUGGAGGUUGACAUUUUGGAGCGACUUUUGCUGAUAAGAAAUAAAUACAAGAAAUUGUGUGCUCUGUUGAAAAUAUCUGCUAAAUACCCUAAGACGACGAAUGAGCUUUCGUUUUAAUCCUCUCAGAAUGGAUUCAGUAAAACAGCAUUUGGAAAGACUGGUUGACUUUCUGAAACCUCAGAUGUCGUUCCUGAAUUGUCACAUGGUUGA